Molecule: messenger RNA, 2629 nt
Organism: Solenopsis invicta (red fire ant)
Lineage: Eukaryota; Metazoa; Arthropoda; Insecta; Hymenoptera; Formicidae
Product: venom serine protease 34
Exons: 8
Coding region: 1149-2351 (400 amino acids)
Biological process (GO): proteolysis
Molecular function (GO): serine-type endopeptidase activity
Source: RefSeq, a predicted model, not a curated record
AUACAUAAAUACUUGAACUGAAAAGGUUUAAUCAAGUUGACAAUUUUUUUUUCCUCAAUGUACAUUUUCGUAUAUUUUGGACAACGUUAUCACGAUGUCGAUUCGAAAAGACAUGCGAAAAACGCUUCACUGAAAGCUAUUCAAAGGAGCAGUGUAUUUGUAUCAUAACGGGCGUCAUCAUUGAGGCAUUCACGCCCGAUUAUUUGGCCUCUAACGAUGCUCUAGAGUUCGAUCCGGAGAAGCACUCGCGAUCAAGUGGAAGACACGUAGGGCCACCAAUACUAUUUAGAGCACCGGCAAUCUUUCAUGUACCCCACCCAGUAACAAACGCGUACCCAGACCAUUCUAUGGACGAAUCGAGUGAGAGAAAGAGAAAGAGAGCUCUGGUCAAAUUUUCCCGGUGGGGUCACGCGUUAUUUCUCGCAGCCACGUAACCCUCGCCAAUAUGCGUGUCUAGGGACGCUUAAAUUGAUCAGCUAUUCAUACCUUGAUGCAACGCGGAAUGGAUGUAUGGUCGUCGCAACGUGUAGGAUAAAUUACUACCAGGAAUUCAUGCGUAUUAACCUUCCAUUCGCGAAAUGAACUCGAACCCUGUACCACCGAGUUUUUACCUUGAUUAAAUGUUAUUAUCGUUAUUAAUUAAUGUAAUUGAAAUUCGUUAUAAAUUAGAAAAAAAUGUUACUUUUAAAAUUUCUCGGAAACACCACUCAGUAUUGAAUUAAAUUGCACUCGUUUAAAUAAGCAGACACGAUUACAGCGCUAAUAAGCUCAAGUGUCUUCAAGUCUUUGGAUUUGUCGUCAACCGUUCAACCAAUGUCAUCGACCACGAUCAUGGCUUUAUUGUAAUUUAACUCGCGUUUUACGUAGCUGGCAGCAACUUUAACUGGCAUUCCUAACUGUACAACGAUGGAGACCAAGAUUACUCCAAAUAUAUAAGUACGUCGCUUCUCAUAUAAAAUCAGUGUUACACUGGACGCUGAUUUAAUCGUUGCUAAUCUUAUUAAAUAUACUACAUUAGUAUUUUCAAAAAUUAUGCGGUAUCUACGUAACUUACGUGAGUGCUUAAAAUACAUUUGAGUUUAUUGAAACAUAAAGUAUUGUGCAAGUGACAUUGUACGUUAGAUACUGUAACAUCAACUUUCUAAAAAAUGAGGCAGAAAUUAAAAAAAGUUUCACAAGUUGGAUUACUCCUGCUGAAGCUGUCGUUCUGUUUUAUAAUGUCAAACGGCUUGUUUCAUCAAAGCUGUAACUAUUCUCAAUAUGUAAAACCCGGUAGCAUCUAUUACAUAUACAAUUUUGACUAUCCUAACGUUUCCUACGGUCGACAACAUUGCAAGUGGAUUGCGGAAAGUAAUUAUCGCAUCAGAUUAACUUGCAAGAAUUUCAACAUACCGUGGAAUUUUAGAUGCGCCUUAGACAAGCUAACUGUAUAUGUGAAUGAUUCUGCGUCUCAAUCCUAUUGCGGCAACGAGACAUUUAGCAUAGAAUCGACAGGAGAGUUCAUGACCAUUGAAUUAUCAACGUCAUUCUGGUCGUCGGGAGUCAAGUUCCUGUGCGAACUGCAAGCGGUCGACGAAAUAGAGAAUGACAAUUGCAGAUGCGGAUGGAAAAAGCCGACGAAAAUAGUGGGAGGUAUGGAAACUGGUGUCAACGAAUACCCCAUGAUGGCUGGUCUCGUCGAUUAUUUUGAAAGAGACGUAUUUUGCGGAGCGACUAUCGUAUCCGAAAGAUACGUAUUGACUGCAGCACAUUGCUUGACGGAUAGAAACAUAAGUACCAUGGCUGUAGUCGUGGGAGAUCACGAUCUCAGCACGGGUACAGAUACAAAUGCCUCGCGCGUCUUCACCGUGUCCAGAUUUGACAUACAUCCUUUUUACGACAGCGAAACUUUAGAAAACGAUAUAGCUGUAGUAAUGGUGAAUUCUGUCAUAAGUUUCAGCGAAGAAGUUGGACCGGCUUGCCUUCCGUUUCAACACCAAUCUGAUUCCUUUGCAGGAAGUUACGUGGAUUUAUUGGGCUGGGGAACGACACAAUUCGGAGGAAUGAAGUCACAAACGUUACAGAAAGUCACUGUAACCGUGAUGACGUACCGAGAAUGUCGUCGACAAUAUCCGAAUGCCUCGUACAGUCAAUUAUGCACUUAUGGGGAAGGAAAAGAUGCGUGUCAGUUUGACAGCGGUGGUCCCGCUCUUUGGCAAAAUCCUACGACGAAGCGAGAGGUUCUCAUAGGUAUCAUCAGUUCCGGAUUUGGUUGCGGCAAUGAUAAACCAGGGAUUAACACGCGUGUCGGCACAUACAUAGAUUGGAUCUUAUAUGUAACGCCGGGUACGAAUUACUGCAUGUCCGAAUAAGAAGUUUGUAAAUAGAAAUGUAUAAAGACUUUACAAUCUAUUAUUUUUAGAUAUUUAUUGCGCGCUAUUUAUAUUCUUUUUUAUAUAUUUUUAUACAGACUUUUUUUUUAAUUUUCAUGUAAUUUUGAAGUGCGCCAAUUAGCACGGUGCUUUUGUGUAUGAAUCAUAUUUUACUUGACUUAUACAAUAUUAACGAUACGAACUAAAAUAUAUUCCUGAUUUAUCUUGAACGUUGUACAUGAAAAUGCACUUCAUCUGCAUUAAUAAAAAUCCUGUAA